Blepharisma stoltei is the source of this 864-nucleotide messenger RNA. NCBI's taxonomy places the organism in Eukaryota, Ciliophora, Heterotrichea, Heterotrichida, Blepharismidae. The record is from the annotation of a GenBank genome assembly.
AUGGCAAGGCACUUCAAACCCCAGUCCUUAGAUCUCUACUCCAAAAUUGGUGCUCCUACAAAGCUUACCAUAGAAUCUGUUCGCCACAAGCCAAACUCCGCAGAAUCAUCAUUUCCUCUUAACUCUCCUAAAACUGCCACAAUGCCUUCAAAUUUUUUUAUUACAGAAACCCAUCAUAAACGAACGUUAUCAGCCAUUUCAGCUCCUCGCCGUUCUUUAUCACCCCAUGUUCAGUCUCCAAUUUCUUUCGAAAAACAGCUUGCACGCCCUGAAUUUCUCAAAUGAGCCCAGGAUGUCCAUCAUAAUCGAUUUAUUCCUUUUGAUCACUCUCCACCAAUAUCGACAAAAGUCCAAAAUAUCAGGACGCCUGAUAUGUCGAAAUACCUUGGGAGGGAAACUUUUAAGACUUAUCAAGAUUUAUCAAGCCAAGCCUCUUAUGACCCUAAUUACAGUGCAGUUAAAAAAAAUACAGAAAAAGGUACUAUUAAAUUCAAUAAAGCUCAAGGUAGGCCACCAUUUCACAGGAUCACAAAAAGUGAUAUAAUAAUUGAUUCCAUCAACUACUCACAAAUUGACUCUAAAACUCAAAGCCCAGAUCUCAGUAAGUCUCCAACCAAGCCAUGUGAUAAAACAUUGCCUGCAUUUAUGCUAUCUGGGACAGAUCGCAAUGCACUUAAACAUAUUUCGCUGAAAACUUUAGAAAUGAAUUCUUAUAUGAAAUCUGAUCUUCUUCCUUUAUCAUCUACUUUUGGUGAAGGAUGAACUUCCUCACCUUGCAAGACUGCAAGCCCAAUUCGUGGCCGCUGUCCACAAAUAAUAAAAAUCCUUACUCAUAGACUAAAGCACCCUGACAAAAUUUUAUAA